CUGCCAAGAAAUUUAGUAGAAUGUUAGGUGGUUAACUUCUAGGAAAUAUUAUCUGUAAUCCUAAUGCUGACGGAACUGAAGAUGAACUGAUUUUCUUAAUAGCAACUUCACUUUUUUUUUUCUUUUUAUAAUGUUAGAUACAACGGUUUCUUCUUGUGAAGGAGUUGAUUUUUUGAAGCUUAAUAGAUUUCAUAAAUUUUGCAAAAAACCAGGUUGAGAGAAAGAGAGAGAGUUCAUCAUCCGUUUGAAGAAGCAGAACAGAGACUUGAUUUAAUUAUUGCAUAUGGCAUCGAAUACAAAAACUCUCUUGCAUUUCGAGGAUCUGGCGCUCCCUUCGUUUCAGGUUAUAGUGAUGAGUGCAAACAUGGGGUGCGCUCAAUGCAGAGAGAAAGUCUCUAAAGUUACUUCUAAAAUGACUGGGCUGAGAGAGUACAUAGUGGAUGUAAGCAAUAAACAAGUGGUUGUAAAGGCAGAUUUAGGGUUUCGUUGGAAACUGAAAAAUGAAUUUUCUAAGACCGAAAAGAGAAAGUAUUGGCAACUACUUGGAGUCUUCAAGUGUUUGGGCCUAAUUUGUUUCUGUAAACAGAUAGCAUUAGCUGAUUGAGCUAAGCAUUACCAAGGAAAAAAUAAAAUAAGAAGAAAAAAAGGAAGGAAUUCUUUAAUAUUAUUGUAAUUUGAUUGGAAACUGUGCAUUGUUUGUACGAAUAACAUUCUGUAAUUCCUUGGAAACUUAUUCCAUUUUUAAUCAUAUUAUAAAUAUUCAUUAUUAUCUUUGAUGAAAA
This is a messenger RNA of Gossypium arboreum, 782 nucleotides long. RefSeq lists its product as uncharacterized. The record is from RefSeq and is a predicted model, not a curated record. The coding region runs from base 284 to 604 and encodes 106 amino acids. The transcript is spliced from 3 exons. Gene Ontology annotation, molecular function: metal ion binding. NCBI's taxonomy places the organism in Eukaryota, Viridiplantae, Streptophyta, Magnoliopsida, Malvales, Malvaceae.